AUGAGGAAGUCUUUGCCAAGUAGCCAGAACAUUGAGCCCCCAACUUACUCAAUUGACUCAUCUCCUUCACUCCAGUUCGUUUCUUCCCUCUUGAGGUGCUGUCUGCUCAUGAAAGAGCAUUGCCAACGAUCGAUCAUAGUUAUUCCCUCUGAGGACAGCCACUCUUCUGAGUAUAUCGCAGAAUGUGAUGCCAGGAGAGCUUACAUCUCAGGAUUCACUGGAUCUGCUGGAUGUGCCGUCGUGACCCUCGAAUCUGCUGCCCUUGCUACCGAUGGUCGUUACUUCAACCAGGCCGCAUCUCAACUCGACGACAACUGGACACUACUUAAACAAGGCCUUCAAGAUGUUCCUACUUGGCAGGACUGGUCCGCCGAACAGUCGUCUGGCGGGAAGAACGUGGGAGUUGAUCCCACCCUUAUUUCUGGCUCCACGGCCAAGGGCCUGGCUGAAAAGAUUCGAAAGAACGGCGGUGCUGAGCUGGUUGCUGUUGAUGGAAACCUCGUCGAUCUGGUUUGGGGUGAUGAGCGUCCUGCUCGUCCCUCAGAAAAGGUCAUUAUCCAGCCAGAUGAGCUUGCAGGAGAGUCUGUGUUGAACAAGCUCAACAAGGUUCGCCAGGAGAUGGGAAAGAAGCAUUCGCCCGGAUUUCUUGUUUCUAUGUUGGAUGAGAUUGCGUGGUUAUUCAACCUUCGUGGCAGCGAUAUCCCUUAUAACCCCGUCUUCUUUGCCUAUGCAACGGUCACACCCGAUGCUGCUAAGCUUUACAUCGAUGACUCCAAGUUGGACGAUGAGUGCCGCUCUCAUCUCACUUCCAACAAGGUCGAGAUUAAACCAUACGACACUGUCUUUGAGGAUUCUCAAGCACUCCACGCCUCUGUUUCCGAAAAGACCAAGACUGACGACAAGGCCCCCAAGGGAAACUUUCUCAUCUCUAACAAGGGCUCAUGGGCACUCAAACGGGCAAUUGGAGGUGACUCUUCAGUUGACGAGAUCCGAAGUCUGAUCGGUGACGCCAAGGCCAUAAAGACCGAGGCUGAACUCAAGGGUAUGAGGGACUGCCAUGUCAGGGAUGGUGCUUCGCUCAUCCAAUAUUUUGCUUGGCUCGAGGAUCAACUGGUGAACAAGAAGGCCACACUUGAUGAGGUCCAGGCCGCCGACAAGCUUGAGGCGCUCCGUAAAGAAAAGAAGGAUUUUGUUGGCCUCUCGUUCCCAACUAUUUCCUCCACAGGUGCAAACGCUGCGAUCAUUCAUUACGGCCCCGAGCGUGGAAACUGUGCCACAAUUGACCCCAAAGCCAUUUACCUUUGCGAUUCCGGUGCUCAAUACCGUGACGGCACCACCGAUACCACUCGAACGCUGCACUUUGGAACACCAACAGAUGCAGAGAGGGAAGCAUACACUUUGGUUCUGAAGGGACACAUCUCUCUAGAUCAAGCCAUCUUCCCCAAGGGAACUACUGGGUUUGCCCUUGAUGGCUUGGCGAGACAACACCUUUGGAAAAACGGACUGGAUUACAGACAUGGUACUGGGCACGGAGUCGGAUCAUUCCUGAAUGUUCACGAAGGCCCCAUUGGCAUUGGUACUCGUGUCCAAUACGCCGAAGUAGCCCUUGCUCCAGGAAACGUAUUGUCCAACGAGCCUGGGUACUAUGAGGAUGGAAAAUACGGCAUUCGAAUCGAGAACAUGGUUCUUGUCAAGGAAGUUAAGACUAAGCACUCGUUUGGUGACAAGCCUUUCUUGGGCUUUGAGUAUGUCACUAUGGUGCCUUACUGUCGAAACCUGAUUGAUACGACCCUGCUCACAUCGGUAGAGAAGGACUGGCUCAACACUUAUAACGAGAAGGUUAUUGAGAAGACGCAAGGUUAUUUCGAGGGUGAUGAUGUGACAACAGCCUGGCUCAAGAGAGAGACAGUACGCAUCGAUUAA
Molecule: messenger RNA, 1923 nt
Organism: Fusarium graminearum PH-1
Lineage: Eukaryota; Fungi; Ascomycota; Sordariomycetes; Hypocreales; Nectriaceae
Exons: 6
Coding region: 1-1923 (640 amino acids)
Molecular function (GO): metalloaminopeptidase activity
Source: RefSeq, a predicted model, not a curated record